AUGGAUAAAUUUGUAAAGAGAAUUCCAAGAAAACAUUUGGAACAAACUAGUGAAUCUAAUUCUAUUUCUACAAGCAAUGAAGUGUCCAUGCAGAAUGAUAAAAUUUCAAGAAAAAAUUUGGCUGAAACAGCAUUUAACAGUGAUACAGAAACUGAAUUACAAUGCUUAGAAUUUGCAUCACCAUUACUUUCGGGUGAUUAUCGUUUGGUUGAAGUUAGUCCAUCAUUAGCUGAUCGAAUAAUAGCCGGUGAACAGCUUGUUAUUCGUGGUGAACUGGAAGAUAGUCCUGUUUUGUGUACGCAUGAUACUACAUUUGAUGUAAAGGAAGUCGUAACAUCAAAUGCAUUAUUACUUUUGCCAGAGUUUAACUUUAGCGAUGAAGCAAAUGCUAAUAAAGGCAUUAAAACAAUUAGAAAGGUUAUAGGGAUGAAAAAUAAUUUUAUAGAAUUACGACAAAUGACCUUUGCAUCAGUUCAGCGAUUGAAAGAAAAGCUACAUGAGAGUGAAUUGGAAUGGGAUGAGGAAUUUAACAGAAACGAUAAGUUUUUUACUGUUGGCGAUUUACUGGAUGUUGUUCAGAUGAGUGAAGUAGAAUUACAGAAAGCUCUCGAGCGUUUACCUGUGAUAACUUUAAAUGGAUAUGUACGGAUGUUAUCAGCAGAAUUUCAUGAUCGUCUUGUAACAGCGUUUGUGGAUUGUUUGGAUGAUGAUGAAGAACCAGGUAUCAUUCUUGAAUCUGUUGGUUUGGAAUGUUUGAAAGAAGCUUUGAAGAAAUACCUUCCGGAUAAGAAUAUUCCUGUAGAAGCAGUUAAUUGGUUGAUUGAAAAAUAUUGCAAUGUUGUUAAAGAAAAUGGUACGGUGACGUAUCAUAUCAACGAAAAAGCAAUUUGUCGAGCAAAAAUUUCACAGCUUCUUCGCGCAGCUGUAAAAUUCGAGUAUGAUACUUUCGAAAAAGCUCUGCAACAACUUUUACCAAUUGGUGUUGAGUUCAAGGAGGAAUACCUGGAAGGGUUAGCAUUCAUUGAUGAGGAACUGACAACCGGGAAGACAAUCCGUUACUUAAACAUUGAAGAUUUGCCGGAAGAGCCGAUUAAAAGAUUAGAAUUACUGUUUUCUCUUCGGCAGUCUUGGAAAGAAUCAAUUAUACAGCAAUAUCUCAGUGAUCUUUGUCCCACGAAACGACAUUUAAAUGAACUUUUAGUGAAUUGUUGCCGACAGAAAACAACUGUAAAUGGUGAAAAGGUGCUAGUCGGUUUAAAAGAAAUGUUGUUGUAA
This is a messenger RNA of Brugia malayi, 1275 nucleotides long. RefSeq lists its product as uncharacterized. The transcript has 10 exons. NCBI's taxonomy places the organism in Eukaryota, Metazoa, Nematoda, Chromadorea, Rhabditida, Onchocercidae. Gene Ontology annotation, cellular component: chromatin; Ctf18 RFC-like complex; chromosome, centromeric region. Gene Ontology annotation, biological process: maintenance of mitotic sister chromatid cohesion; mitotic sister chromatid cohesion. Bases 1 to 1275 code for a protein of 424 amino acids. The record is from RefSeq and is a predicted model, not a curated record.